Messenger RNA from Camelus dromedarius (Arabian camel), 948 nucleotides. RefSeq names its product olfactory receptor 4F21-like. Bases 10 to 948 code for a protein of 312 amino acids. The record is from RefSeq and is a predicted model, not a curated record. Gene Ontology annotation, biological process: G protein-coupled receptor signaling pathway. Gene Ontology annotation, cellular component: plasma membrane. Gene Ontology annotation, molecular function: G protein-coupled receptor activity; olfactory receptor activity. The transcript has a single exon. Lineage: Eukaryota; Metazoa; Chordata; Mammalia; Artiodactyla; Camelidae.
UAUGAUUCAAUGGACCAAGUAAAUGGUUCUGUGGUAACUGAAUUUGUGUUACUGGGACUUGCACAAUCCUGGGGAAUGCAGCUUGUACUUCUUCUCUUCUUCUCUAUAUUCUAUGUGGUAAUUAUCCUGGGAAACCUCUUCAUUGUAUUUACAGUGAUUUUUGACUCUCACUUACACUCCCCCAUGUAUACUCUGCUGGCCAAUCUAUCAUUAGUUGACCUGGGCCUUUCAUCUACCACAGUUCCUAGGAUUAUCUCUGAUCUUUUCAGUGAUUGUAAAAUCAUUUCCUUGCACAACUGCAUGAUACAAAUGUUCUUCAUCCAUGUCACAGGAGGAGUUGAGAUGGUGCUGCUCAUAGCCAUGGCAUAUGACAGGUACACAGCAAUCUGCAAGCCUCUCCAUUAUCUAACUAUUAUUAACCCCAAAAAGUGCAUGCUUUUGGUAGUGGCUGCUUGGACCAUUGGACCGAUUCAUGCUGUGUCUCAGUUUGUUUUUGUCAUAAAUUUACCUUUCUGUGGGCCCAAUAAUGUGGGGAGCUUUUACUGUGAUUUUCCAAGGGUUAUUAAACUUGCAUGCAUAGAUACUUACAGACUAGAAUUUGUGGUCACUGCCAACAGUGGCUUCAUAUCUAUGGGCACCUUCUUUCUCUUAAUUGCAUCAUAUAUCUUUAUUCUGGUCACCGUCCGACAACAUUCUUCAAAGGAUUUAUCCAAAGCAUUCUUCACUCUAUCAGCUCACAUCACUGUAGUGUUUUUGUUUUUCCUUCCAUGCAUGUUUCUCUAUGUGUGGCCUUUCCCUACUAAGUCACUAGAUACAUUUUUUGCCAUUGUGGACUUUGUUGUCACUCCUGUCUUAAAUCCUGCCAUCUAUACUUUAAGGAACAGAGAGAUGAAGGCGGCAAUGAGAAGGCUAAGUAGACAGGGUGUAAGUUCUAGAGAGAUGAUAUAA